GCUUUCAUUUGUGGCCUCGCACAACUGCCGCCAAGCCGAAACGUCUCCAUCGCCGCUAAACAUAUCUGCGCGCUCUUGCGCGCGUCGCUUUGUUCGGUUUCGCUUUCGCUUUCACAAACAGGAAAAUGAACGGACGUUUCCGGUGAUAGCAAUGCACCACGGGAAUGAAGACUGUUGUGGAGAGUGUGAGAUGAGCGGCGGGGUGAGGAGGUGACGCGAGCGUCUGGUCGGGCUGGCUAGGCUAGACGUCCGUUGCUGAGCCGAUUUUUGUGAGCGGUGCGAUCGCAGCUCGGCGGGCUGGACAUCAUGACGACACGCUGCGAGGAUCGAUCUGCCUGAACGCGCAGCGGCGAUCUCCGCGUCCUCAACACGUGCGGUGCACCGCGCACGUGCUGUUUUGAAUGCCUUUCGGUUGCAAGCCCCUCUAUCAUCUGGCAUCGGGGCGGAGGAGGCGCAAUCAUCAACCCCGUGUGACUCAGCCUCGGAGCAACGCCUUCCUUUGUGCCGCCAAGUGUUCGCACUGAGCGGGUGCGCCGGAAAGAAUCUACUGUGCCAUCGUUUAUCGCUGUUAUCGGCGGAAUUUUUUGCGGAAUCUGUGCACGCAACUGAAGCCCUUUGGUGGCUCCGCCCGCAUCGUUACGUUGUUGCCGCGACGCGGAGUGUCUGCGGAGAGGCCUCCUUCUGUUUUCCUUUCCGUUGAUCGCCGCGGUGUGCGUUUUGUUGUCUCUUUACUUUCCCUCCGUCUAGGCGUCGGCGUGACGCCCCGCGUUUUGCUGUUAUAAUUGUGCCAUUGUGUGCGCCCCUGCUCCGGAACAUAUGUCGACUUCGCCCGCGCCGCAACGUGCGUGAUCCGUGCCACAUUUCCGCGAAAGCCGCUCUCGAGGCUGAAGCCACGUCGGGGAAGGUCUGCCGCACUCUUCGUCAGAAUUCACCCGCUCGGUUUCGUGAAUAGAGUUCUUCGUAAUAGGUGGAGUGCGCGCGAAACGAUCGGGAUCGUUGAAAGGAACAAUCAGGUGCACGGGAAGGACUUCCAAGAGAAAUCGAUGAGAGUCUGUUCCCCGGUGAGUGGGCCCGACCCUCGAGUUUGAAAACGCUCUAAAAACGAACACGGCCGACGGCAGCUGCUGCGCAUCCCCAAUCGGCGCGAGCGAGCGGCGAAACGAGGAAACCUGUAUUGGCCAGCGCAGACGGCACUUAGACAUGGCCUUGAAGCCGCUGGCCUUCUAAGGAGAAGCGACGGUGGUAGCGGAAAGAAAAACAAAGGACAGAUUUACGAGCUUGUGGACGAAUAAUAAAAGAAGCGACUACCGCCGCCAUGUCGAUCAACCGCUACAAGGCAGGGUCCGAUGGCGUGCGGCAGAAUCCCCGGCGCAACGAAAUCCCGUGGCAGAUGAACUCCAGCCCGCUUUACAUAAGGAGGCAGGAUCAUCUGAACGACCGAAUGCGCGCUCUGUACGUGAGCGAGCCCACGACACCUCCGCCACCGCCCCCCGUAACAUUCACGAGCCCGACGACGCGGCAGACUCCGCUGGCGGGAAGGAACCACCACUACCUCCAACGACAGGACCCGCGGAACUCGUCCGAUUACGACAACACACCGCCCGAGCCACCCAAGAGGACGAGCUCAGCGUCCAUGACCGCUUCGUACGACUCUGCGUCCACCUCCUCAUCGUCCCUGCAGUACAGGAAUGGAGGAGGGGGCGGUGGUUACGGCGCUGGCAGUUCCUCCAGAUCGAAUGAUGGCCUCUAUGCAUCGCCUGGAGCACCGGCACUUGCUCCCUUGGCAGUGGAGGAAGACUGUGAGGCAAACUUCCUGAUGUCCCUUGAAAAUAUGGCUUGUACCCGUUGUGGAGACGGGUUCGAGCCCCACGAGAAGAUCGUGAACUCCCACGGCGAAGUCUGGCACCAGGCUUGCUUUGUCUGUUGCCAGUGCUUCCGGCCAUUUCCCGAAGGCAUCUUUUAUGAGUUUGAGGGGCGCAAGUACUGUGAGCAUGACUUCCACGUUCUCUUCGCACCCUGCUGUGGAAAGUGUGGUGAAUUCAUCAUUGGCCGUGUCAUCAAGGCCAUGAACAACAACUGGCACCCACAGUGUUUCCGUUGCGAGAUCUGCACUAUCCCACUUGCCGACCAAGGCUUCAUCAAGAAUGCUGGGAGGGCUCUCUGCCAUGAGUGUAAUGCAAAGGAGAAGGCUGCAGCCUGUGGCAAAUACAUCUGCUACAAGUGCCACGGCAUCAUUGAUGACAUGCCACUCAAGUUCCGCAGUGAGCCUUAUCACCCGUACCAUUUCAAUUGCACUGCUUGUGGUGUGGAGCUGACCGCUGAGGCACGCGAGGUCAAAGGCGACCUGUACUGUCCUCCGUGCCACGACAAGAUGGGCAUCCCCAUCUGCGGCGCUUGCCGACGGCCAAUUGAGGAGCGAGUGGUUACUGCUCUUGGCAAGAACUGGCACGUCGAGCACUUUGUUUGUGCCAAGUGUGAAAAGCCAUUCCUUGGCCACCGGCACUACGAGAAGAAAGGCUUAGCCUACUGUGAGACCCACUACCACCAGCUGUUUGGGAACCUAUGCUACAUUUGCAACAAUGUCAUUGGGGGUGAUGUGUUCACUGCGCUGAACAAGGCCUGGUGUGUCCACCACUUCGCCUGCUCGGUGUGUGACCAGAAGAUGAGUCAGAAGACAAAGUUUUUUGAGGUAGACCUGAAGCCUGUCUGCAAGCGAUGCUUUGAAAAGUUCCCAAGUGAUCUGAAGAAACGACUGAAGAAAUCUUAUGAAGUCAAUUCAAAGAAUAACACCUGGCAACCCUGCGCGUAAGGAGAGCAAGGCAGCUUCCCUUUGCUCUGCGCAGGCUUUUAAUCAACUAGUGUGCCAAGCUUACAAGAGUAAUAUAUUUACUAUAUUACGCACAGUUCUCUAGUUGUCACAUAGCCAGGGUCUUAAAUUGUGCAACGAUUCUACAUAUACUUGUUGAUGUUGUUUACAUGUUAACAAUGCUGCUGUUACUGUUGAUGUCAGUGCAUUUGAAAUCGCCCUUUGUGAGAGGAAAAAGCUUAAAUAUCAGUGGUGUUUCCAUUGUGAGCAUCCUAGCAUUAAAAAUGGGUGAGUUCAUUUGCUAAAUCAAGAACCAAGAUGUCAGUAAUAUGAAAAGCUAAAUGGAACUUUUGUGCCUUCUUGAAGUUACGGCUUUCACAGUAACCAGAAGAUAAGUUGAGCAAGAGAUGUGCUUGUGAGUACUUCAAAUUUAAAAAGUGUUUCGCGCUGCCACAGCACUUUCCCCUGAUUUUUUUAUUGAUGCUUACUGGCAUCAUAAUGCCCUGUGGAUCAAGAAUCAUCAGUGUAAUGUUAGUCAUUUGCUGAUAGGAACGUUCGUAAGAGAUUUCUACAACUCCAGUGUUUCUUGUGCAUCCUAAAAUGUUGGAUUAUUAAUGACAUGCAAUCUUCUGGAAAUCGGGCAUGGCAGCAUGAUCACUUUGUUUUAAUGUGUUCUUUUUUUGCAUGUGAGAUAAGUGGUGUAGAAGUAAUCUGAAGAAUAUCACUGUUCUCGGAAAUCCAGUCAGAUACUGAGUUAUUUUAUCGCAUCAUACCAUUUAAUUGUGAAGAAUUUCAUUUUGGAAUCUCAUUUUUCGCACAAAUUUUAUGAACCAUUCUGCAUUCAUGAGUGGUUGUGUUUUGCUGCUGAAACACUUCGAUUGCACAAGCUUCUUGCGACUUGAAAAUUUUUUUUAAUGUUAGCUCGUACAAUUGCUACAGCCUUUUGGCUUGAACUUCAGCUACAUGUUUAUUUGAGAAUAAUUAUUUUUGUUUUCUUUGAGCCCCGUUAUGGGGUUAAUAAGGUAUACAUGACUGUUUUAUUCUUUGUCUCAAUUUAAGUUUCUACAUAUUUUGCAGAAUACUUGAGACAAGGUUAAGCCACUAUCUAGUCUUUUCAUGCAGAGAACAACUUGACCAAUUCAAUCUGACGUACACCAAGGUCCUAUGCUUCUCAAAUUCAUAUAUCAAAGUUACUUGGUGUUUGUCAAGAGGCCAGCGUGACUUUAUCUUAAAGUGGCCGGUGUUUUAAAAGAUGCAUUUUACACGUCCCACUGUGAGGGCAGUUGUAUUUUCUUGCUUGCCACGCACAAAUCUGACUUGUGACUCUGCAGUAAAUCUCGGCAGUUUAUAUAUUUAUCUUCAUGUAGAUCAUUUGUUUUUACUGUGUAAUCACUACCACCUCUUUUGUCAUAACUUCGAGCAUUUUCCAUCAUUAUCCACUCAAGCUUGCCUCUGAGAAAUGUUACUACUGCUGACAAUGAAUCAUCACACUUUUUUCCUGCCUCAUGCUGGCUUUCACAGCUGCAUUCUUUGCAGCAGGUGCUGUAAUGGGAAGAAGCUUCUGCAAUGCACUGCCACCACAAACUGUUUCUUGUGUGCAGACACAACUUUAUGUCAAGAGUUCUACUGACAUUGCUACCAUUUCUUGUAACUGGUGUUCGGCUACUGUUAGCAUGAGAUCUGACCAUGACAUUUUAGCAUCUAUUCUGCACAUUUUUGUUUUUACAUCCUGAUUCAGAUGUAUACUUUGCUAACCUCAUGCUAAAUAGUCACAUGCCUUGCAUUCACUGUUCGAGCUUUUCUUUUACAGCCACACAUUGAAAAGAUGUAUACAUUAUUUACUCGCAUAAUGAACGCACUUUGUUUUAAGAAACAUAGGCUCAAAGUUCAAGGGCUCGUUCGUUGAGCAAACUUUUUUUCACUGCGACCACUAAGUCUAAUCUACGGUGCACCUAAGAUCGUGUCUGAAAACCUGCUACCAACAAAUCAGACAUAGACGGAGGUUACGGGAAUGGGUCAUAUUUAUUUUCUCACUUUGAAAACAACCAUUUAGAAUCAGAAUUUAUGCACAAGGAAUUCACAUUUCCGGCCGCCUUUUCGGCAGCUUCAACUUCAAUAGCAUCAUCCCAUAACAGGUGGUCCUCGAUGGUGUCAAGCAAGUUUACGAUGGCAGGUCUCUUGACAAUGACAACAUAGUCAGAAAUUGUCCUCCGCACCUCUAGGAUCCAUGUGCACAACAGUUCCAAUGGCGACCUCUUAAUGUUGCCUCCUGGCCUUGGAGGAUGAUCACCCCCAGCCGCAUGAAGCGCGUCGUCCAGUCUCUGCUCACCUUGAAGUCCAUGCUUCCUUGCAGAUUGGUGUGCCUCAUUCUGUAUCAUUUCAAUGGAUACAGUACAGUGUAGUGUGUCUUGCUGGUAGCCUUAAGCUUUUCAUGCUGCUGUCUCCAAUAGUUGAUGCCUACUCCAUCAACGCUGAAGUGCCUUUCUGAGGCACGGUUGCCAUUCUCCAAAGAAUAUUCAACAGCUUUGAGCUUGAAGCCAGCAGUGUAGCUUGCCUCAUUGCGACACGCGCUAGCACUCCAAUCACUCCACAGACAUGUCAACACGACCGAUGACUGCAUCGAACUGACAAAGAAAACAUGGAGGAAAAACUGCUUUCUGCGGACAGUACUACGCUCACAGAUGCUCGCCCGCAUCUGUGGGCGAGCAUCAUCAUCAUCAUCAGUUGAAAUUGAAACCAUGCCUCCCAGUGCUGAGUUGCAGUGCAAUCAUUAUGCAGGGGGAAAAAAAGUAAGUGAACAUUAAAAGUGACCAAUUAGAAAGAUGUAUUCAUUAUGCGAGUAAUAUGGUAGUUUUAUUUUUCUGUCAAGUUAUCUUAUAACAUUUAUUGAUUCAGUUUAGCACAUAGUGGAGCAGAAGAUUCUGCAAGAACUGUGCAAACUGCCUUUGAGCUUUUUAUCUGCCUCACAAAUUCCUGUUGACUAUGAUGCAACCCUUCCUGGUGGUCACAACCUGCAGCUUGGCUAACACAGCUGUAGAGCACGACUUUUGAGGUGAGUUAGUUUUUAUUGAUUUACUUAUGGUCAUAACUGGUUGCAUAUGUGUUUGCUUCUUCGACACGCACAAACACGAAAAUAGGGGCUCGCAUUGUUUGUUUAUGAUAGCUCACUAAAUUUACAUGGUAAUAAUUUUAUAUAGCUACAAAGGCAUCAGAAGUGUUGAUAGCUUCCACAAAGUGUACCUAUAAAUAUAAUGCACCUGUUGUUAUCACCUGUGCCUUAUAAGAUAACAGGUCUAUUUAUACUGCUGUUAUCGUUUACGCUGUGCAUUUUGUUGAAGCAUUUAACUUGAUGCUGCACAUUGUUGCACUGAAAUCAAAAAACAAAAUGCUGAUGUGCAACCUUUGUCUAGGAGCCAGGACAGUUGCUGACACUUAUUUUCUGGAAUGGGAUGGCUUUUAGCUAUUCGCUCUUAUUAACACACUUUGAGUGUGUUAAUAAUGGUACAUACAUUUGUCCAUCAGAUAAUUUAUUUAUACUGAACAUAGCCUUAAACAGCUGGCUUUGUAAAGGCCAGUGCUUGUCUCCGCAGCAUUAGUCGCCUCGCGUAUUUUAAAAGGGGCUGUCUUAUGUGAAGCAUAGUAAGCACAAAUUCUACUUGGACUAUCAAGUUUGAAUUACCAACAAUGAGGUUUAUUAUACCACCAUGUAUGAACAAAAAUUUAGCACUGUUGUCAUUGAUUUUGUCACGCAUUCUUAUUCUAAUGGGAAAGCUUGUAAUGCCAUGAUUAUUCAUUGUGCCUGUCAAGAUUUAUCACCUGACUGCUUCAUUACCGCGCAUCAUGUUGCAAUAGGUGCCUUUGUUAUAUGUGUCCAUGUGUACUAACUUGUCGUAGACAGUGCUGUUUAGCAUACUGUUAGAGCAUGUUUUAUGUCUGUUGUCAAUGCUUGUAUAGAUUUGUAGCAACUACGUGCCACUUUGUUUUGCGAGGACAAUAAAGCUACCCUGUUUUAAACC
Molecule: messenger RNA, 6822 nt
Organism: Dermacentor silvarum
Lineage: Eukaryota; Metazoa; Arthropoda; Arachnida; Ixodida; Ixodidae
Gene: stck
Product: LIM and senescent cell antigen-like-containing domain protein 1
Biological process (GO): positive regulation of substrate adhesion-dependent cell spreading; cell-cell adhesion; positive regulation of integrin-mediated signaling pathway
Cellular component (GO): focal adhesion; cell-cell junction; cytoplasm
Source: RefSeq, a predicted model, not a curated record